This is a messenger RNA of Neltuma alba, 4223 nucleotides long. RefSeq names its product kinesin-like protein KIN-7E. Gene Ontology annotation, molecular function: ATP binding; microtubule binding; microtubule motor activity. The transcript has 14 exons. The record is from RefSeq and is a predicted model, not a curated record. Gene Ontology annotation, biological process: microtubule-based movement. The coding region runs from base 1079 to 3892 and encodes 937 amino acids. Lineage: Eukaryota; Viridiplantae; Streptophyta; Magnoliopsida; Fabales; Fabaceae.
AUCUAACUUUCUGGUCCUUGUACCGGCGUAAUUACUCAUUUUCGAAUCGAUUGAUCAUAGCCAUUGUGGUCCAGUAUUCAAUUGUGUAGUUUUCUAUGAGGAAAAAAAAAAAUAUUUGUAUCUGAUUUUGGUCGAGAGAUCACGAUGAACGCUGUUUGAGAAGCGAAACGUGCGUCGCAGAGGAUUCAGAUUCCUGAAGCAAGUGCUCUGUGAAUUUUGUUCCAGUGAUUUCCGCCGAAUGUGUCGUGGAAACUGGGAAGGUAAAUUCCUGUAAUUUCUGCGUCUAACAUCACGCUUCUGAAAUGUCUAUGAUUGUGAGAGAGACAAAGAGAGCUACGGUGAAAAGGAUCGUCCUGUUUUUUAGUCACCAGCGUGCAGAUAUACGUUAAAUUGGAUUUACUUCGUUCUCAAGCAUUGUGGGCCGCCAUCAUGGACAUUUUUUUCCCUUUCAUUUCAGUUGGUUGAAGGAAGGAUAUUAAUUGGAGACCAUACUUUUUACAUUUUUGUGACCUGCCAUUGCUUUCUAUCCCUUUUCAUCCGGGGCUCAUCUCAUCUUUCUUUCUUCAUUCUUCCCUCUUUUUACAAGCAAAAGAGACCAGCGUAUGCUAUAAUCACAACGGAACCAUGAUUGGUUCUUUUUUUUCUUCUUAAUUUUUGAAAAAGAGGUUUUGGAUCGUGACAUUAUGCCGGCGACAGAUAAUUUGUUAUUGACAGAAACGUAAUUGGUUGGCAUUCUGUUUCACCUUUCUUUUUCCUUCUGGUUGUUGGAUGCAAAGCAAGGUUAGCUUGUCGUCCCCGUUGUUGCCUCGCUUUUGUGUGUGUGUGUGUGUGUGGAUCCAUUAUUAGAAUCUUGUUCAUAAUUUCAACCCAAAAAGAAGCGGAAAAAAGAAAAGAAAAGAAUACUGUUCAUGACUUUCAAAUGAACUGCUAAGUAUUUACGUGAACUGUCAGGGACUCUUUUUCUCUCUUAAUGUCUUGCAUUUUAGGAAAGCAACUAACUUUUGGAUUUUGAGGUCACGGGCAUGUUCGGAUAACCUUGUGAACCGAAUUCUGAAGAACAAUAGGUAAAAAGUGAGCAAUGGGGUCUAUUGGCGGGGAGGAGCUGGUCAAAUGGGAGAAGAUGCAAGGACCGACUGGUCGUGAAGAGAAGAUUCUCGUGUUAGUGAGGUUGCGGCCUUUGAGUGAGAAGGAAACCACCGCUAACGAAGUAGCAGACUGGGAAUGCAUCAAUGAUACCACCAUCUUGUACCGGAACACCCUGCGGGAGGGCUCCACUUUUCCAAGUGCCCACACCUUUGACAGAGUAUUUCGCGGUGACUGCCCCACAAAGCAGGUAUACGAGGAAGGAGCCAAAGAAAUUGCUCUUUCAGUUGUUAAUGGAAUUAACUCAACUAUAUUUGCGUAUGGACAAACGAGUAGCGGGAAGACAUACACCAUGGUUGGAAUAACUGAGUAUGCUGUAGCAGAUAUAUUUAACUACAUAAGUAAGCACGAAGAAAGAGCAUUUGUGGUGAAGUUCUCAGCAAUUGAAAUUUACAAUGAAAUUGUUAGAGACCUCCUAAGCGCGGACAACAGCACACUUAGACUGCGUGAUGACCCUGAGAAAGGAACCAUUGUAGAGAAACUUACUGAGGAGACUCUACGGGACUGGGGACAUUUGAAAGAGCUCCUAUCCUUUUGUGAAGCUCAAAGACAGGUGGGAGAGACUUACCUGAACGAAAAGAGUUCUAGAUCUCACCAAAUCAUCAGACUGACAAUUGAAAGUUCUGCUCGAGAAUUCUUGGGUAAAGGCAACUGUGCCACCCUAUCAGCUUCUGUGAAUUUUGUUGAUUUGGCAGGGAGUGAGCGUGCAUCUCAGGCGUUAUCAGCUGGCACAAGAUUGAAAGAAGGUUGUCACAUAAAUCGGAGUUUACUUACUCUUGGAACUGUCAUUCGUAAGCUUAGUAAGGGUAGACAUGGACACAUCAAUUACCGAGAUUCCAAGUUAACGCGCCUACUGCAGCCUUGCUUAGGUGGCAAUGCUAGAACAGCCGUCAUUUGCACUUUGAGCCCCGCGAGGAGCCACGUUGAGCAGACUAGAAACACACUUCUUUUUGCCUGUUGUGCUAAAGAAGUGACCACCAAAGCGCAGGUUAAUGUAGUGAUGUCUGAUAAGGCCUUGGUCAAGCAAUUGCAAAAAGAGGUGGCCAGAUUGGAGAGCGAGUUGAGAGCACCAGCUCCUCCUACUGCCAGCUGUGAUCAUGCGGCAUUGCUGAGAAAGAAAGAUCUCCAAAUAGAGAAGAUGGAGAAGAAGAUCAGGGAGCUAACUCAGCAGCUUGAGCUUGCACAAUCAAGGAUUGAGGAUUUGCUUGGCAUGAUUGAUAAUGAUCAGAAAUCCGGAAAAGCUGGCAUUGAUAGUCCUCAACAUAUGCUGGGAGGGGAGGAUGAGUGGGAAGAUGACUAUUCAGUGCGAGAGUCAUUAGGCAUUUCCACUCCUGCUCAUCCAGAUGGCCGCAUUAGAGAGCUCAGCAAUCCUCACCAUAACAACGGAGACUGUGGAAGUAAUCCCGAGCAGCCCUAUCACCACUCUGAAGGGACUGAACAUCAUUCACGCUCUGAUGAGUUUCCCGAUCAGUUCUGCAAAGAAGUUCAAUGUGUCGAGAAGGAAGAUUCAAAUAGACAGAACUCAGAAUAUCUUAAUCCAUCAAGAAGUGAAAAUGGGGGUUUAGAAUUACCAAUGUCUGAAGAAGUAAUUGCACCGGGCCAGAAAGAGUCAACCUCUGUGAAUAAAGAUAGGGAAGCCAAUCAGGUCCAUGAUAGUCCUGCGCCUGCAAAUGGUGCUGCAGAGCAGAGACUCCGUGAUGUACAAAUGACCGUUGAUUCUCCUGUAUGCCCACAACCUGAUAGUCAAUCUCCACGGGCCACUUUGCCAAAUAUGUCAAAUUUAAGGAACUUAAACUUAUCCAGGAGCUGGAGUUGUAGGGAAUAUUUCAUGACUGGUUCUCUAGAGAGUGCAGGAGAGUUAGAAAGCACUCCUGCCAAUGGGAUUGAGAAAGGAUUUCCAGGAAGACCCGAAAGAUUUCGGAGAAACCUUCUUCAUUUAAGGCUUGAUCCCGUCACAAGGUUGUCCAGGGAUGGUUCUCUGUCUACUGUUGGAAGUCCUUGCCUAGACAGCAUGAGAACACCUGGCAAUGAGGGUAUUACUAGCAUACGAACUUUUGUUGCUGGGAUGAAGGAAAUGGUGAAGCUUGAGUAUGAGAAGCAACUUGUUGAUGGUCAGGGCAAGGAAACAGAGAGGGGUGCUUCUACAUUAGAGAAGAACGUGAAAGAGGUAGGUAUAGAUUCAAUGCUUGAGGCACCUGGAACUCCGUUGAAUUGGACCCUGCAAUUCGAGAGGCAGCAAAAGGAGAUAGUAGAACUUUGGCACACUUGCCACGUAUCAUUGAUCCACAGAACCUACUUCUUUCUUCUGUUCAGCGGUGAUCCCUCAGACUCCAUUUACAUGGAGGUAGAGCUUCGAAGACUAGCCUUCCUGAAAGAAACAUUUUCAAAGGGGUCUGAGAAGGAUAGUCAGAAAGACACAUUAGCUUCAAGCAUGAAGACUCUUCGGCGUGAGAGGGAAGCACUGGUGAAGCUGAUGCAGAAAAGGCUUACUGAGGAAGAAAGGGAAGACCUAUACGAGAAGUGGGGCAUUGCACUGGAAUCAAAACGCAGGAGAGUGCAGCUAGUAAACCUUUUGUGGAGCAACACUAACAUUACUCUCGCUAAAGAGAGUGCAAAUUUAAUUGCCAAGUUGUUGAAGUUCUCAGAGAAGGGUAAGGCACUGAAGGAGAUGUUUGGCCUCAGCUUCACACCCCGUUACUCUAAAAGGAGGUCUUUUUCCUGGAUUACUAGCAAACCACCACUUUUAUAGGCCUUUUUUUUUUAACUCUUAUAAAUUUGGGGGAUAGUCCUCAUGUUUUAUGUACAGUCUGACAGCACUUUCUAUCAGAGUGCCCAUUGGACAUGGAUUUGUCUGAGUUUCUACCUAAUUACACACAAAAAAUUACUAAACCGGACUUCUGUAAGUCCUUAAAAGAUCAAUUGCGAAGGGAUUCAUUCAAUACAGGAGCUUUUUGAGUGGUUUUUUUUUCCCUCCAUUAAGUGCUGUACCGAUUGGGAUAGUGAAUCAUUGUUAUGUUUUCCCCACUUCUAUGGGUACAGAAUCAUUAUUAUAAAUGAUAAUCAUAAUCUCUAGCCAGAAA